Messenger RNA from Schistosoma curassoni, 1385 nucleotides. The record is from the annotation of a GenBank genome assembly. Lineage: Eukaryota; Metazoa; Platyhelminthes; Trematoda; Strigeidida; Schistosomatidae.
UUGUUCAUGAAUGAUGAAUAACUUAUCAUUUCUUUUAUUGUUUCUUUUUUCCAUAUUACUUAUAGCUUUAAUGCUAAUCAAUCGUAAAAUCUUCUUUAAAGUAUAACUGAUAAAUAGACAAUUACUUUAACAUUCAAUCACUGAUUGCCUUAGUAGUUACAUGGUAACAUACAACUUUGAUCUUUAAAACAAACACUCCCCCCAACAAUUACGUUUCUUCACAGUAUCUAAUAUUGAUUCAAACAUAAAUCAUCAUAGCUGAUGCUCCAUUACGAGUAAAUAGGCUUAAGUAAGUAACUAACUAAGUCAAUGUAACAUCAAACAAGUUCAUAAUCAUGACUGAAGUUCUUCCUAAUUCAUCAAUAAAUGAAAAAUCAAAACAAUCAAUAUUCAAUCGUAUUAAAUUGAUUCAACGUUAUUUUUCUAAUUCAACCCUUCAGUCUAAAUCUAUGGAUAAAUCAUCAAAAUCAAUAUUAACAAUUCAACAUAAAACAUUGAAUGAUAAUCUAUUACCUUGUCAACAGAUUACAUCAUCAAAAUCUAAUGCUCAUCAUCAUCAUCAUCAUCAUCAUCAUCACCAUGAUAAAAAGCAUUGGACAAUGAAACAAUUUAAAAAUUAUAUCAAAAUUAACCAUAGCAACAAGCAUCAACAUAAAUCAACGACAUUAACUGUUAUACCUACAAAAGAAAUGAUUACACCUUAUUCUUCUUAUUCAUAUAAUUCAUAUACAAAACAAUAUCAUACCUUGAAAGAAAUUUCAUCUAACAAAAAUGACAUGAUCAAUGUACAAACUUUCAAAUCAAUCGAUGAUAUUUCAUCAUUACAACAAUCAAUUUCAUUAAGUUCAUUAAGUUUAGAUGAUGAUGAUCAUGAUGAUGAUGAUGAUCAGAAUAAAUCUUAUCAAAAAAUAACUAAUCUUGAUGAAAUGAAUGAUGAAAAUAUGACUGUAUCCAAAUUUGUUAAUGAUAUUAUAAAACAAUCAGAUUUAGAUAAAAGUUGGUUAACUAUUGAUUAUGAUGAUGAUCAUCAUCAUCAUCUUCAACAACAACGAGAACAGCACCGGCAGCAACGAGAACAACAACACCAACGGGAACAACAGCAACGGGAACAACAGCAACGAGGACAACACCAACAAGAACAACAACACCGACAAGAACAACAUCAACAACAACAACAACGAGAACAGCAACAACGAGAACGACAACAACAACAACGUCAAUUAUCAAUGUCUGAUAUCUAUCCAAUAUGUACAAGUCAUGAUCCACUUAGUGACUCAUUGAAAUACUUUACAUCCUUGUCUUCUAAUAUGUCAAUUAUAAAGAAAAAAGAAAAAAAUUUUAAUAUUUUCUUAUCAAUAUUAUCGAAAUGUAACAAUAAUAAUUAA